Messenger RNA from Chelonoidis abingdonii (Abingdon island giant tortoise), 2159 nucleotides. RefSeq lists its product as uncharacterized. The record is from RefSeq and is a predicted model, not a curated record. Lineage: Eukaryota; Metazoa; Chordata; Testudines; Testudinidae.
AUGGGGUUGGGGCUCCCUGAGCCAGAGUUGCAGCUGGUCCUGUCUGCAUAUGCCGACGACGUGCUCCUCGUGGUCCAGGACCCAGGUGCCCUGAUGCGGGUGGAGGCCUGCCAGGCCCUCUAUUCGGCGGCCUCCUCCACCCAGGUCAUCUGGGUCAAGAGCUCUGGCCUGGUGGUCAGGGACAGGUGGAAGGGGCCGCUCGCCGGCAUCGAGGCGGAGCCCCUGCCCCUGGACCCCACCUGGGCUGAGCCGCCGGGCCGCUGCCAGAGCCGAGGGGACGCGGAGGUCCUGCCCUCCGGGGCCGCGGCAGACACCGGGCCGCUGGCUCGAGAUACUCUGAACCUCACGGUUGAGCUCCAGGGUUGUGGGCACAGCGGUGCCUCCCUUAGACAGACAACAUUUGAGGUGUCCGCUGCUAAUCAGCUCGGGUCCACUGUGGAGAGGGAGCAGCUGGCUGACCAGUCCGAGGCGGAGGAUCUGGAGCGGAGCAGGUCUGCUUAUAGGACCCACGAGCUGGAGCUCGUAUCCAAUGAAAGCACCGUUUCUCUAGGCUCCAGCUCCUUUGCAACCUCCACCCCGCUGAUGGGGCCAGCAAAGUUUCACUUUGUGACAGGCAGUCCGCUAGGAGAUGACUUGGAACAGAGGGACCUAAACCCCUCUAGGCGUUCAAUGCCGAGAGAGCUAACCUGCCCAAGUCAGGCUGGCUCCAAAUCUGCGGCACCCAAGGUAGCCCAGAGCGCCAUGCCCCAGUGCGGGAACCUACCCGAAGGGGAGUGCCGUGACAGGGUCACUCUCAAACCACCUCAGAAGAGUACUGCCUUGCCUGGCUCUUCCAGAGGCCAAGCUGCCAUCAAAUCACUGCCCCUGGCCUUUGCCACCCCAAGAGCAAGUAGGAGUCUGGCCCUCGCUUCCUUUGAGUCUCGGAAAGCUUCUCGGGAGCUGCUGAGAGCAGGCCUGCCUCCAAGGAGCAGAGGCAUCGCCUGGGAGGGGAAAGCAACAAGACUGUCUCUGGGUGACUGCCGACCCAGCACGCAAAAAGCAGCUGCCACUGGAAAAUCAAGCCAGGGAUCCAACGUGGAGAUCCAGCCUGCUGUCCAACUCCCUGCCAGCGGCAAUGUGAAGCGGAGUGCUGCAAAGCUACCUUGCAGUGAGAAGUGCCCCUCAUCCCUCCAGCCUCCUACCAAAGUCCCAGGACUCAGCAGCAGCAGACCCUUGCUGAUGGGAUCCCGGGUUUCUGUGGGUCCAGGGAUCCUCUGCAUGAGCAAAGGGGCUGGAGCUCCUGGAACCAAACUCCCAACUCACCCAGGUACCAGGCUAAGACUAAUGAAGCCCAGACCCAGCAGCAUGCAGCACAUCAAUGGGACCCUGCAGCCAACAUGCACUCUUCCCACUGGGCAUCAAGGAGCCAGAUCCAGCCCCCAGGACAAAGGGACAGAAAGUGUUGCCAAACCUGGCUGCAACAAGCUGCCUGUUCGAAGGGCUGCCACGGCUGCGAUUCCUGCCAGGGCUCCCCACUCUCGACUGAGACCAACAGGGAGGACAACAGCCUCCCCUAGAAGGCUCCCUUCCCCCAGGCGAGCUCACCUAGGUAAAGACACUAACUCAGCAGCAGUUGCACAAGCCCUGGAGCCUAGUGGAGGCGAAGGAGACACUGAGGACAGACCAGCACUGGCUGUGGGGGAAGACUGCACCACUGCAGGUGGAAUGGCCCAGCCUCAGACAAGUGGGAAUUCCCCAGCUCCUCUCAGUUUCCUCCCUGACUGUGCCCUGGAGAGUGGAGGUGCAGCAUCCUCCAUGCAGCUUCCAGAUCAGCUGCUCUCCCAGGAGCUGCAGAGAGUAAGGAGUGAGCUGCAGAGAGUGAAGAAUGAGCUUGCUGCAAGAGAUGCCCAGUGUGAAGCAUAUCGAAGGACAAUCUCCUCCCUGGAGGCUCAGCUGAGGGCAGGCUCCCUCCUGGAGGGCUGGGGCACAAAAGACUGUGCCUUGGAAGGUGAGUGACAGCGAAGCAUGGAGGGCCUGUGUCUGCCUGUUAACAAUAGCCUCUCUAGCUGGCUCCUCACAGAGGUAUGCUGCUCUGGACAGCCUGAAGGAAAACUCUGCAGCCCAGCGCCUGGAGCGAGCGGUGGCUGUUCACACAGACACCUGCAGGGGGGAAUUCUUAA